Messenger RNA from Engraulis encrasicolus (European anchovy), 1314 nucleotides. RefSeq names its product C-signal-like. The record is from RefSeq and is a predicted model, not a curated record. The transcript is spliced from 6 exons. Gene Ontology annotation, cellular component: cytoplasm. Lineage: Eukaryota; Metazoa; Chordata; Actinopteri; Clupeiformes; Engraulidae. Bases 164 to 937 code for a protein of 257 amino acids. Gene Ontology annotation, molecular function: oxidoreductase activity.
UGCGUGGGAGCAUGCUUUUAGAAAUAUGAAGGAGUGGUCCAGGACUAUGUAAAAACAGGCACUCCUUCGUGUCAGAGCUGUUGAGGGAGUGAGGCAACACACUGUCUUCUUCACACUGCACUGCACUGCACUGCUGAUCGUCCUAAUAGUGAACGACCACAACAUGGCAGGAAAGACUUGCAACAUCCUGGUCACUGGGGCCAACCGUGGCCUGGGGCUGGAGUUUAUUAAACAGCUGGCCGAGAAGCCAUGUCCUGGACGCAGGAUCUUUGCAGGCUGUCGGGACCCCAGUAAGGCAGAGGGUUUGGAGAAGCUGUCAAAGAAACACCCAGGAGUCAUCCACAUCAUUCGCCUUGAUGUUGGAGACAGUGCCAGCGUGCUGGAGGCGGCCAAGCAGGUGAGCUCCAUCGUGGGGGGCGAUGGACUGAACCUGCUGGUCAACAACGCAGGCAUGGCCUACCACAGCAACAUGAAGGAAGCCGUUCCCUCAGAGAUGGAGAACACCUUCAACGUAAACGUCAUGGGACCCAUGAGGAUGACAAAGGAGUUCCUGCCGUUGCUUCAGGCGGCGGCCAAGAAGAGUAGUGAGUCUGGCAUGUCCUGCAGGAGAGCUGCGGUCAUCAACAUUUCCACUCUGCUGGGAUGCAUCGAGAAAGUGCCCGCCACAUACGGCUUCUUCCCUGUCCUCGCUCUCCCUUAUCGCGUUAGCAAGGCAGGUCUGAACAUGAUGACAGUGUGUAACGCGGAGGAAUUCAAGGGGGACAGGAUCCUCUUCACUCUCCUGCACCCCGGAUGGGUGCGCACAGACAUGGGUGGACCUGACGGGGAGAUAGAGGCUGCUGAGAGUGUGAGUGGCAUGCUGAGUGUCAUGGAGACACUGACAGAGAAGCACAACGGAGCCUUCCUGGACUACAAAGGACAACCCCUGUCCUGGUGAAACACUAAUGAAGAAGAAGAAGACGAAGUACGAAGCACCUAUCAACCUGUCUUAAAUAUUUAGUAGCAGCCACAGCCUCCAUUUAUUUUGUUGGCUUGGUGCUGCUGUUGUGUUACAUUAGAAUGCAUUAUGCCUCCAUAUGUUAUAAUAAAAAACGAUGAGUCACUGGAAAUUCUGCAUGUUUUUAAUAGGCCUAACAUAAGAGUGGUGGUAUUAUUUUGCAAUACAGUACAUGACCAAGUGCAUGCACACAUAAUGUUGGUCCUUCUUAAAAAAAUAAAUCUUGAGUCCAGCUGGUUUCAUUCCUAUUUUUGAUUUUGGCUCUCAGUCACUUUGAGGUCCUUGGGCACUAAAUGAAAGAUGCUAUUGCUUACAAG